AUGGAUACAACUACCGUAUUGGACAAGUAUACCCAGGACUUGUCUAACCUUCCGCUUGAAGUGAAACAUCUCCUUCAAGAGCUCAAAACGAAAGAUGUACAGCUACAGGAGACUAGAAAGAAGUGUCAGACGAAGGACUCACAAAUCCAUAAAUUCAUACGUGCCAAUGGUACACUAACAAAACACCCAAAAGAGCAACAAUUGUAUGCAAAAAUCGAAGAAGACAUGGCAGCGAUGAAGAAAAUCCAAAAAGAGAAAAUAUUGUUGGCCAACACUGCUUUAUUUUUGAUCUCCAAACACUUGUGCAACUUCGAGACUGAUAUUACUAAGCUAGAGCGAGAUGGGUUAUUACCCUUGGUUGAGAAUGUGAUGGAUCUUGACAAUGCUUCUGACUCUGCAGGUGUGUUAACAGGAAUCAGCGAUGGUUUGUCAGGCACUGCCACGCCUAAACCGGUUGAUCUGUCAGGAAGUGUGAACGCACAGAAGAGAAUACAGAAACGUAAACACUUGACUGUCAAGGGUACUUCAUCACUUUCAGGAAAUGGAAGCCUAAACGGUUCCUUUGGUAACGGAAAUAUAAAUGGCGGAGGUAACAGUAAUAAUAGACCUCUCAAGAGAAACAGAUCUGAAGACAUAGAAGAUGAUGGUCCCUCUUUUGGAUUAUCAGGAUCCUUUGGAGGGGGAUCGGCACCAGCUGGUACUGGUAUGCAGAUCACCGCUUCUGCUAUUCUUAAUGGUGGCUCUGGAGGGGCAGGAAGCGCAAAUGGCGAAGAUGCUGAUAACAACCUCUACUGCUUCUGUCAACGUGUAUCCUUUGGUGAAAUGAUUGGGUGCGAUAACGACGACUGUAAGUACGAAUGGUUCCAUUGGGCAUGUGUCGGCAUAACUUCACCACCGAAGGACGAUGAAAUAUGGUACUGCCCGGACUGUUCUCCAAAGAUGGAGAAAAGGAAGAAGAAGAGAAAAACUUGA
This is a messenger RNA of Dujonia railenensis, 972 nucleotides long. NCBI's taxonomy places the organism in Eukaryota, Fungi, Ascomycota, Pichiomycetes, Serinales, Debaryomycetaceae. The record is from the annotation of a GenBank genome assembly.